AUUACCCAGCGUACCCCGCGGGUAAAGAUGGCGAUAGAUGAAGAGGGUAGGAGAUCAACUUUGGCCGUGAACAACCAUAGCUGAAUUUCGGUUUAAUAGAGAAUAAACCAUUUGUUAUCGUUUGUGUAAGUGCUUGAUGGUUAGGCACUUAUAUAAUUGUCAUUCGUGAGUCUAGUCUACGCAACGUGAUCGAAUAAUUACAGCGCAUGAGCUUCCUUCCUUGCGACCAAACUGCAGACAGCGUCCGUCCUAAGAAGAGCGGAUAAAGUUUAUUACGGAUCUGACUCAGCCCUCUGACACUGAUUUUUWAAAAUUUAUUAUUUGGGGUAACUAUAACAGCAGACAUUAAACAGGUUAUCAGUAGCCCAGAGGUUCACAUGCCAAGAAAGCGAGGAGGAGGACGAGGAGGAGGAGGGGCAGGAAGAGGAGCCAAAGGGGACACACCCAGGGCGAUCAGUCUGGAACACGUAGCAUACGCUCUUAAAGAAUGCCUGUGACUUAAGAACCUGUGGAUGAGGACAUCGCUGGAAUACCUCAGAAUUUGGGAAUAACUGACCGGACAGACGCUGAGCACCAAGGAUGACGAGCGCUACCCCGGCCAGGAAGCCGUACCGCAAGGCUCCGCCUCAGCACCGCGAGUCGCGCAACAGCUUGCCCUCGUUCCUAGAGGACCUUAGUGGGAGCACGCCGCCUGCGCCUGCCAACACCGCUGGCCCCAACCCUCCUGACCCCUGCCAGGACUCCUUAUCAGAUGCAGACAGGAUCAAGAUCCUGCAGCAGCAGAAUGAAGACCUUCGCCGGCGGCUCUCCCACACCACCCACAAGAUGGAGGCCAUGGAGACGGAGUUUGAGACCAGCCGCCACUACAUGCAGGGGGAGAUGGGUCGCACGCGCGACGACCUGGAGAAGAUGAGAGACAAGUUCCGCAGACUGCAGAACAGCUACACCGCCUCCCAGAGGGCCAACCAGGACCUGGAGGAGAAGCUUCAUUCCCUGGCUGCUAUCAGUCAAACCUGGGUCUACGCACUCCGUAAGGUGGAGAGGGACAAGAAGACCACGGACCAGGAGAUAGUGGAGCUCACCAACAAACUCCUGGACGCCAAGAACACCAUCGACAAGCUGGAGGAGUUGAACGAGCGCUAUCGGCAAGAUUGCAAUUUGGCCGUGCAGCUUUUGAAGUGCAAUAAGUCCCAUUUCAGAAACCACAAGUUUGCAGAUCUGCCCUAUGAGCUGCAGGACAUGGUGAACAAGCACAUGAAGGCCAGUCUGCCGGAUAAGAGUUCCCAGGGGGCCCAGGGCCAGGACUCCGACACCAUGAGCCUGACGCCUGCCGAUGUGGUGCCCACCUCCGUCAUCGCCCGUGUACUGGAGAAGCCUGAGCCUCUGGUGCUCAACUCUGCCCAGUCCAGCAGCAGCGCAGGCCGACCCCAGGCAGAGGAUGUGUUUGUGCAUGUGGACAUGACGGGGCCCCAGGCCGAGGCAGGAAGAGGGGGUCGAGAGAAUGGGGGUCCCCGCCACAGCAGCAGAGUCCCAGCCCAAAGCAACCAGGCACAAGAGCUCCUCCAGCAGAACGGAAUGUGUCGGAGCCAGAGCAGCCUGUCAGCAGAUGCCCAGCCAGGAGAGGAGGGUGGUGGGGCCUUUGAGAAGCUCAACCCCUACCCAGCCCCCCCUCCGCCCCAUCCCCUCUACCCCGGCCGCAAGGUGAUCGAGUUCUCCUCGGACGACAAGGUGAAGAUCCCCAAGAACAGCCCCCUGCCCAACUGCACCUACGCAACGCGCCAGGCCAUCUCCCUCAGCCUGGUGCAAAACGACGAGGAGAACGAGCGCCAGCGCACUGUGCCCAACAGCCCCGCUGUGUCGGACGGGGGCUGGCGCUCUGGGGCUUCCUCCUCCUCAGGGGGAGGGGGGCAGCGUGACCCCUGCCGCACACCUACUCAGCUGGACACAGGAGACCCCAUUUCCAGUCAGUCCAGCCCCUUCAGCAGCCCCCCUCAGCCCCCCAGCGCCUUCGCCAGCUCAGGCAGCUCUGAGGAGGACCUGCUGGCCAACUGGCAGCGCAUGUUUGUGGAGAAGAUGGCACCAUCCUCUGAGGGCACCCUGGUCAACCGCACUUCCUUCAGCAGCGAGACGGUCAAGGACCUGGAGAGGACCCGGACCAGCAAGCCAGGGGGCGGGGGAUCCCACAGGGGGGCACUACGGGGAGCCUACUCGGACGGGGAGGAGGGGUCCUCCACUCGCAGCUGGACUGCUAGCCGAGAGUCCAGCCUGGACACUGACACCAGCAGCAUGGCUGACCUCCGCACCAGGAGGGGGCAUUACGGAGCAGACUUCUCUACAGAGGAGAGCGAGCAGCUGCUGAUGGCCCUGGACAACGACCAAGACCACGCCAGUGGCGACACCGUGUCAACAGCCAUCACUGUGGAGACCAGCCUGGCGGAGGCCAAGAUGAAUGAGUUUGUGGAAGAGACAGGGUCUGUAGGCAGCUCUGCAGAGGAGAGAGACAUCCUGCCCCAGGACUUCCCUGUCAUAGUACCCAGGGUCCUGGCAGGGCUAGAGGACUACACAGAGAACACCCCUCCCCUCCCCGGCAACUCCUCCACUACCACCCCCGGCCGACCCCUGAAAAGCCCAAAGAGGAUGGGAGUCCACCACUUGCACCGCAAAGACAGCCUGACCCGGGCACAGGAGCAUGGUAACCUGCUGGACUGAGACUAGGGGACUUUUUCCUCUCACUUCAUAUGUCGUCUGACAGACUAACUCUUCUCUGCUCUGUGGACUCUAUCUUACCAGCAAGGAAGGAUGAUUCGAGUCGACCAACAUACCUACGUGUUGGUCCUACCUUUGUCCGUGCUGCUGUCUCUCAUGAGUUUCGUCAGGAAAUAUGCACAUUCUCUAAUAACCACAUUCAAGAGCUGAUUCUUUGGAGAUCUGUGCAAUGCCUGCCUGCCAGUUGAACGGCAAAGUUCAUAGCGUUUCUUCUCUUGCCACUGUGAGCUGCAAACCCCUCCAGUAGCAGAACAAAGGGUCCUACAGAGGGUUAGUUUUUCUGUCUCAAACACUCCGAACUGUUGCCGGAGGAGAAGGGCGACUCCAGGAUAUAGCCAUACCGUGUCAUUUCCUGUGUGUAAACAUCCAGCCAGUGUGUUUUCAUGGAACAGCCCAGAUGGAGCUACGAUUCAGCUCAUCAUUUGAGAUGAUCGUUGAUAUGCAGGACUGGAAAACAGACAGUAUGGAUGGAGUCGUUGCCUUCUCCCUCCUUUGUUCUCUUUUGCUCUGAAUCCCCCCCCCCC
This is a messenger RNA of Salvelinus sp. IW2-2015, 3290 nucleotides long. The record is from RefSeq and is a predicted model, not a curated record. Lineage: Eukaryota; Metazoa; Chordata; Actinopteri; Salmoniformes; Salmonidae.